GUGCAAGGCCGCAGUGGCCGCGUGACAAGCCUGCGCUACCAAUGCGCCCGCCGGCCAGGAGAACGGAGCUUGUGAUAGAUCCUUUCGUAACACCAAGUAUUGUACCAGGACCUGCGGCUCCGCCCCUGAGGCCGCCAUCUUCCUGACCACCCGAAAGACCGGACCUACUCUCCGGAGCAUGCUGGGAUCAGGGCGGGGCCCUGAGCGCCGCCAUGUUUUUGUACGGCAGUAUCGCAAAGCACGCCGGGACCGGUUGAGUUGAUUUUGAAGACGUGGAUGGCGGGAAUUCUCGCCCCUGGCCUGGGUGUUUUAGCUCACUUGGAAAGGCUAGAGACCCAAAUGAGCAAAUCCCGUAAACAGUCUGAAGAGCCACAGAGCGUGCAGGCCCAGGAGGGUGCUCUUGGAACCAAGAUUCAUAAACUGCGGCAUCUGCGAGAUGAGCUGAGGGCAGCAGUGCGGCACCGGCAAGCCAGCGUGAAAGCAUCUAUUGCCAACGUAGAACCCAACCUAGCAGUGGAGAUGAGUGAGCAAGAAGUGUUGGAAGAGAAACUGGAAAAUGUGAAAGCCGUUCUGCAGGCGUAUCGUUUUACAGGCCUCAGUAGUAAACUGACCAGCCGAGGAGUCUGUGUCUGCAUCAAUACUGCUUUUGAGGGGAACCUGCUGGAUUCCUAUUUUGUGGACCUUGUCAUACAGAAACCACUCCGGAUACAUCACCAUUCAGUCCCAGUCUUCAUUCCUCUAGAAGAGAUCGCUGCAAAAUACUUACAGACCAACAUCCAGCACUUCCUGUUCAGUCUCUGCGAGUACCUGAAUGCUUACUCUGGGAGGAAGUACCAGGCAGAUCGACUUCAGAGUGACUUUGCAGCCCUCCUGACUGGGCCCUUGCAGAGAAACCCACUGUGUAACUUGCUGUCAUUUACUUACAAACUGGAUCCAGGCGGUCAGUCCUUCCCGUUCUGUGCUAGAUUGCUGUAUAAGGACCUCACAGCAACUCUUCCCACCGACGUCACUGUGACAUAUCAAGGAGUGGACGCAUUAUCCACUUCAUGGGAGGAGCAGCGAGCAUCCCAUGAAACUCUGUUCUGUAUGAAGCCCCUGCAUCAAGUGUUCGCUUCAUUUGCAAGAAAAGGAGAAAAGUUGGAUAUGAGUCUGGUCUCCUAACAGACUGUUUUCACGGCACUGGGAAAACAUCAGAA
This is a messenger RNA of Cebus imitator (Panamanian white-faced capuchin), 1196 nucleotides long. RefSeq names its product centromere protein O (gene CENPO). The record is from RefSeq and is a predicted model, not a curated record. Lineage: Eukaryota; Metazoa; Chordata; Mammalia; Primates; Cebidae. Gene Ontology annotation, cellular component: Mis6-Sim4 complex; kinetochore. The coding region runs from base 277 to 1161 and encodes 294 amino acids. The transcript has 6 exons.